Molecule: messenger RNA, 783 nt
Organism: Fusarium subglutinans
Lineage: Eukaryota; Fungi; Ascomycota; Sordariomycetes; Hypocreales; Nectriaceae
Product: SNF8-like protein
Exons: 1
Coding region: 1-783 (260 amino acids)
Biological process (GO): protein transport to vacuole involved in ubiquitin-dependent protein catabolic process via the multivesicular body sorting pathway
Cellular component (GO): ESCRT II complex
Source: RefSeq, a predicted model, not a curated record
AUGUCACGCAAAGGCGUAGGCCUUGCGGCCUUUGACCGCUCACGCCUCACAUCAGCGCAAUUCGCAUCUCAUGGCUCCUCUCUGCGCGCCAACAACGCCCAAGCUCUCGAAACGCAGCUCGCCGUGUUCCGCUCCCUCCUCCAGCAGUUCGCAAACACGCACGCUCGCGAUAUCCGCUCCGAUCCCGCUUUUCGCGCCCAAUUUGCUCGCAUGUGUGCUGCCAUCGGUGUAGAUCCACUAGCGAGCAGUAAUAGCAACAGUAGCUCGGAUGGAAGCUCUAUAUGGGCGCAGUUACUCGGAAAGACGGUCAACGAUUUCUACUUUGAGCUCGCUGUGAGGAUUGUCGAGGUUUGCGGCGCCACGCGCGGGGAGAAUGGAGGUCUUAUCGGUCUAGCAGAGCUGAGAGAGCGGGUCGCCGCAGGACGUAUGGAUGGCGCUGAUCCCAUUGCUGACGAUGAUGUCAGGCGCGCUGUACAGACGCUUGCUCCGCUAGGCGGUGCGUAUGCUGUCGUGCGUGUAGGUCGAAAGGAGUAUGUGCGGAGCGUACCCCGUGAACUCAACGAUGACCAAGUCUCGGUCGUUGAGGCGGCGCAAGUCCUGGGUUAUGUGAGUGUCAGUAUGCUGAGGGAUAACCUGGGCUGGGAUAGGGCACGCGCCCGAACCGUGAUAGACGAUCUCGUUGCGGGCGGCAUGCUAUGGGUUGAUAAGCAAACAAAGGGCGAGUGGGAAUACUGGAGCCCUGGGUUUAUGGCCGAGGCAACUGCUCCUGAUCAAGGCGACUGA